AUGUUCGGUGUGUCCAACACGCUCAUCGCCUUCGCCCUUGGGGCGUCGCUGGGGUACUUCGUCAUACGCCUCAUCCAAGUGAGGAACUUCUACAAGGACAAGCCAUGCCCGCCAGGCCACUCCUUCCUCUGGGGCCACCUCAAGCUCCUGGGCGAGGUCGCCGCGACGAUGCCGCCGAACUGCCACCCGCAGUACUACUUCACCACGCUGUCGCAGAAGUACAACCUGCCCGGCGCGUGGUACCUCGACCUCUGGCCGCUGGCGGAUCCGCAGCUCGUCGUGACGGACCCGGACGCGGCGAUGCAGCUCCUCACAGUGAACCCGACGCUCAAGCACGAGACGGUCGGCAAGUACCUGGGGCCCGUCCUGGGCCGCGAGAACAUCGUCUCCGUGAACGGCGAGGCCUGGAAGGAGGCGCACAGGAUGCUCGGGUCCGGGUUCUCGCCGAGUUACGUGAAGCCGAUGCUCGGCAUGUUCUCGGAGCACGUUCUGGUCUUCCACGAGAGGUUGCGCGAGCUUGCGAAGGAGGGCGAGGCGUUUUCUCUCGAGAACGAGACCGCCAAGGCGGUUUUUGACGUGAUUGGGACCAUUGUGUUUGGGUGGUCGCUGGAUGCGCAGGGCAAGGGCUCCGGUUUGCUCGAGGACCUGCGCGCGCUGAUUGAGUAUUUCAAUUUCCUGAUCAGCACGUGGAACCCGAUAGCGAGAGUGACGGAGCACUUUAGAAUCGGUGUCGUCAAGAAGAGGAGCUCUGCGACCAUCGAAAAGGCCCUGAACGAGAGGUACAAUGUGAUGAAGAACGAGAAGGAGUUGCCGACGAGACGGCAGGCGAAGAGCAUCAUGGAUCGGAUUAUCGCGGACUACAUUCAGAGCGGACAGCCCGGACCACCAAAAGGCAAGUUCCUGGAGCUCGUCGUGAUCAACCUCAAGGCCCUGCUUCUUGGCGGCCACGGGACGACAACGGACGCGUAUACCUUCAUGAUGAUGCUCCUCAGCCUCAACCCGGACGCGAUGCGCCGUCUCCGCGAAGAGCACGACGCGGUAUUCCCAGCCGGACUCAAUGAGAGCGCAGACCUAUUGCGGACGGAACCCUCCAAGACGAACGAGCUCGAGUACACGACGGCGGUCAUCAAAGAAACCCUCCGCAUGUUCCCCGUGGGAUUCACGACCAGGGCGGCCCCGCCCGGCCUCAAGUUCCUCGACUGCGACGGGAGGCAGCUGCCUCUCGCGGGCCACAUGUUGUCGCUCUGCGGAUUCACGUCGCACUACGACCCGGCCGUCUUCAAGGACCCCAAGGCGUUCCGGCCGGAGAGGUUCCUGGGCGAGGAGGGCGCGGCGCUCCACCGGUACGCGUGGAGGCCGUUCGAGAGGGGACCGAGGGCGUGCAUGGGGCAGGAUCUCGCGAUGGACGAGCUGCGGGUUCUGCUGUUGUUGACGGCGCGGUGGUUCGAAUUUGAGACGGUGGUUAUGGGGGAGAAGAGCAAGGAGCCGAAGACGAUCUUCUUCGAUUUGGAUUUGUAUGUGGGUGAUGCGGCGUUUCAAGAGAUGAAGCUGGGGGCGUCGCCCAGGUCCGGAAUGCAGAUGAAGGUGAAGCUGAGUGGGAGGGAAUGA
Molecule: messenger RNA, 1608 nt
Organism: Colletotrichum karsti
Lineage: Eukaryota; Fungi; Ascomycota; Sordariomycetes; Glomerellales; Glomerellaceae
Exons: 3
Coding region: 1-1608 (535 amino acids)
Molecular function (GO): heme binding; iron ion binding; monooxygenase activity
Source: RefSeq, a predicted model, not a curated record